Messenger RNA from Salvelinus sp. IW2-2015, 3032 nucleotides. RefSeq names its product zinc finger protein 420-like. Gene Ontology annotation, biological process: regulation of transcription by RNA polymerase II. NCBI's taxonomy places the organism in Eukaryota, Metazoa, Chordata, Actinopteri, Salmoniformes, Salmonidae. Gene Ontology annotation, molecular function: RNA polymerase II cis-regulatory region sequence-specific DNA binding; DNA-binding transcription factor activity. The record is from RefSeq and is a predicted model, not a curated record.
UAAUUCACAAAGUAGACAUGACAGGACUCUUAUUCUGAAGGAUUCCGAAAAUCCGUGAUCCGGAAGUACKUAAGUACUUUAURCUUGCCUGCUUCACAGCGGUGCAUGCAACUAUCUGCUCAGAACUACACGGAUCAAAUUGUUGCUAGCAUAUUUACCAUUUUCAAAACAUUAUUAGCAUAUUACUUAGAUACAAAGUUUAAAUCUUCUGCAGAAGUCAGACCGAGCUCUGUUUAGUUUUCGCAAACYUUUGAAAAUGUUGAGCAGUGUUUCUCUCCGGGCUCAYAUCGCUUCCAUCAUAGAGGUACUUUCUAAAACUGCGGUUGCAGAAAUUYGCAAAGUAGUCGACGAUGGCAUAGUUGUGUUACGUGUAGAAAUGUGUCGACGGGAAAAUGAAAUCAACGUCCUGAAAAAUAAUGUACAACAACUUGACAGCGAGCUUCYAAGAGCUCGAGGGAUUCAACCUCGAAAACGCAUCCAUCAUGGUCGAUCAGUCGCUGCUGAGAAUCUUGGGAGAAAAGGGACUGGUAAAAGCGGUACCACUUCUGUGAGGAGGACCUCACUUGAAAAACUGCAGCCUGAGGGAGAUGGUAACGGAAAGGAUGAAGCCGUUGGACCUGCGGAUGAGACUCUGGUCAAGAUUGAGCCGGGAGGGGAGGAUGAACAGGAAGAGCAGACUACAAGGAGAAAAUACAAGUAUCGUCUUGAAGCUGAACUGUCAACGUACSAGAGAGACAGCCAGACGUGGAUGUCCAGUACACAAGAAGACAAUGAUAUGGAGACAAACUCACUGUGUCUCCCCGAUCACUCUCCUGGAACUUCCGGAAUGACGGCAGCAUCAUGCAGCAAUGUUUCAUUACCAGGGAAACCAUAUUUGGAGUCUAAUGUCAGAGAGGAUAUGAUUUUACAGCUCAGACAGCAACAACYUUAUCGGCAGUCAGACGCGCUCAGGAGAACAAGCGACGGCACAGUAKAGUCAAAUCCAGACCCUCAAAGUGAAUUCGGUUUUGGCCCGAAUUAUAAUUCGGCAAGGAGAGCGAGGACCAAGAGAUUUUUCCAGGUUAAUAAACACUUCAUUUGCACACUGUGUGGAAAGAGUUUUGAACGUUACAGUCAUCUMGAAAGGCAUCUACGAAUUCAUACGGGUGAGAAACCGUACAGCUGUGACUUAUGUGGAAGGUGUUUCAACCAGAAGGGUAGCCUCAAAGGGCAUCUGAAGACUCACAGAGUAUCGAUGGACGGACUAGCUAACAACGAAGAGAAGCCUCCCCUGGAUAGACGUCAGACUGAGGAAGAGCGUUGCAACGGAAAGGACGAAGUGUUCCAAACUGCUCCUCAGAUGCCUAUGAAGUCUGAGCCAGGGGAGGAGAAGGAUGCAUUCCAGACACUAGAUCCUAAAGCAGAAGAACAGACUGCAGGGAGAGCAGAACAGCAACUGGAUGAGGAAUUGUCGAUGUACGAGAGAGACAGCCAGCCGUGGAUGUCCGGUCCACAAGCAGACAACGAUAUGGAGACGAGCAAUUCAGAAUAUUUCAGCAGUUCAGGUCAGAACUCCCAGUGUCUCACUGAUCACUCUCCUGUACUUCCUGUCCCAGGAAUGGUGGAGGCGUCAUGCAGCAGUGGUUCAUUUCCAGGGAAACCAUAUGUAGAUGUCAGCGAGGAUAUGAUUUUACAGCUCAGGCAGAAACAUUAUGGAUCUUCAGACACACUCUUGAUAGCAAGUGACGGUACAGUACAGCCAAACUCACGGGUCAUGGACGGGGCUUCUCUGAKCCAUCCUCCCAUCUUCUCCAGUUUUCCGGAAAGGAAAGUGAAAACCUUCCAAGGAGUCACCAAGGACAAGAAGUGCUUCAUCUGCUCAUUCUGUGGGAAAGUUUUUGAGCGUGUUGGUCAUCUGGAAAGGCACCAGAGAAUUCAUACGGGUGAGAAACCGUAUAGUUGUGACAUAUGUGGAAGGUGUUUCAACCAGAAGGGUAGCCUCAAAGGGCAUCUAAAGACACACAGAGCAGACGGUGCUGACAUGCUAACGGGUCAACCUCCGCUAGAUGAUAAAAAGCCUGACGUUUAUCCUAGACCCUCGGAGUACCCAGAAGAACCGAGGGAUCAUCCCACAUCUGCUGAAGCACAGCCUGGCUCCGGGUACAGUGAGGAGGAGGAGGAGGAGGAGGGCAGGGGGCAGGGGUUGGUGGGGGAAGCAGAGAAAGAGAAGCAGUUUGAAUCCCAGAUACUCAGUCAGUCAGGACCUCCACACCAACAAAGCACAGAGCGACCAGGUUACCAGGACGACCCAGAGUAUGUCAUGGAUGAGAGGGAGAGUCAGCUGUGUAGAUCUUUCACAGAGAGGCACAGUGAUACUGCGUCUGGAUCACUACAUCCAGGUUGCUCCUCCGAUGUGACAAAGCAGCAGAACUCCCAUCCUGUUUCACCCAGUGUCAAAUACCAUCACAGUCCUUUUGAUGGACUGCACCACCACCACGGGUUCUAUACGUCAGCUUCUAGAGAGGUGGAACUGGGAGACGUGUCUUUUCAGGAAGAGAAAGACAAGUUGGAUGUGAUUGAGCAAGAGCAGUAUGCGGGGAUGGUUCUACACGCAAGGAACAGGGAGGAUGGUGAUGGGACAAUACUACCCAGGUUUCAGAACCGGGUACCACUGCCACAACUACCUGUAGAGGAGGAAACGGCAAUGAGCGCUUACAUCACAGAACCAAACUACAGUCAAGAGGGGAUUUUAUUUGCCCUUGGCAUAGACAGUUUUGACAGUACAGAGGGAGCCAGUGCCACUACAGACGACACAAGAAAUAGAUGUUUCAUAUGCUCCUUUUGUGGAAAGAGUUUUGAUCGCCAUAGUCAUUUUGAAAGACACCUGCACACUCAUACUGGUGAGAAGCCCUACAGCUGUGAGAUAUGUGGUAAGACCUUCACUCAGAAGAGCAGCCUGAAAGCUCAUCAGAGACUUCAUACAGGUUAAUCAAGGGCCAAAGAGUCUUAGUUUGUGUUCCGAAUGGCACCCUAUAACAUUAUUUAGUACACUA